CAUGAAACAGCACAGUCACAUUUCGAAAGCAGGUUUAGAUUUAGCUUCCCUUCCACAUAUAUGCAAAUUACUCCCCAGAAGUCAACGGCCGAAGGGGAAAAUAUUUGUGCUCACAAGCUCAAAUUGUUGCUAUUAAUUAGCAGCAUAAUUUUAAAUUCCAAUUCUCAUGCUAUUUAAAUUCAAGAAUUUUCAUUUUAUCUUUUAAUUAAAUAUUAUUUAUAGUGGGCCAUGAUCUUCUGCCUUAUCUUACAACAAAGUAAUCAUAUGGCCGCAUGAACAAUGGCAAAGUCCGACAACUUACUAAGUGAUUACUUGUGUGUAUUGGCCAAAUUUUUCACCUACCUGUCAAGUGUGACUUUUUGAAGCCAAAAGAAAAGAGAUCAGUUUUUCACGAUCCUUUUGUGGCCAUGAUGCUAGAGGUGACACCCAGAGGAGGUUGGCCUGGCCACUUUAUAUUUAAAACUACAAGAUGGCUACAAAAACAUGAUAAUGUGAAGGGCACAAAAUACAGCAGAUGCUUGAAAUUUCUUUUUAACAAGCUUACUUCCUAUUGCAUAAAUGAUUAUUGCUGCAAAAUUUAGUGUGAAGCUACGCGUACUCUGCUGUCUUAAAGAUUUGUCAAUGAGACGCAAUGCCAAGCUUGUUUGUCACAAGUUGAUUGCUGUAACCAGAGUAACUGGCAAUAUAGAAUUGAUCAAGAAGUGGGUGGAACUCCGGCGGUCACCGGCUUGUUUUGAAAACAUUGAUGCAGGCCUGACAAAGUCCCACUGAGUCAUGACUGGGAAACAUAUCAAGUUUGAUUAUUAAUUAUCUGCAUUAAUAACAGGCACUCAAAUGCAUUCUCAAGCAUGUUUUUAAUUUACUUGCACAAAUUUUACUUGUCCAUAUGACAAAUAGUGUGAAAAGUAAGUCAAAUUCUAUCCCUGCCAUUAUAUGCCGGCUAAACUAUGUUUUUGUUAUUCUCUCAACAGAACACUUAAUGGCCUCAACAGUUUUGUGAAACUUGAGGAACUCAUCCUUGAUAACAACCAGCUGGGAGAUGACAUGGAAAUUCCUGAAUUGACUCAUUUGCACACACUCACAUUAAACAAGAAUAGAAUAGCCAAUCUAGAUGUACUCUUGGACAAGAUUUCCAAGAAUCUCCCUUCGUUAAAGUACAUUAGUCUGCUAAAUAACCAAGCCUGUCCAAACGAGCUCUCAUCUUCACUCAGGGACGAGGAAGACUAUCAGCGAUACAGAUAUUACAUCCUUUAUCGCUUGCCGAAUUUAACAUUUCUCGACUCAAGACCUAUUAAAAAGGAGGAGAAGGAUGAAGCACAGAGAGUGGGUGCAUACAUGAAGAUUGUGGCUCCUUCCUCUGAUGAGUUGGCUUCUCAGUACGAAGAGAGCAUGGAAAGACCACAUUACACUCCAUUACCCAACAACUCCAUAACCCCAGGAGAUCACAGAGGAACCUUUGGGCGUAGCCGGUUCAUCUACCAAGGCAAGCAUUCAGAAGGAAACAGAUUUAUAAGAAACAAUGAACUUUAAGUCGUGUGGGCACUUUAAGUAUUAUUUUAUAACAAAUUAUUUUAGUUUUUAAGUUAAAGGCUGGGAGUACUGAAAAGAUGCAAUGGGAGAAUACAGUCAACCUCCUAUAAGUGGAUUGGCUUGGGACAUGAAAAAGUAUUCGUGUAAGGGAGUUGGCUGUGGGAUGGGAGGUCAUACAUGAAGUGUCUCGAUAAUUAUAUAAAGUGGCGACGAGAUGAUCACUAAGUGUCUAUUAACAAGAGGUGUCUGCCUUUGGGUGACCAGUGCAUUAGUGGGGUACAACUGUACAUGUUUGUCCUGGCACUUUGCCUCCCUCACAAUUCAGUGUGGUAUUCAAUAGGCUACAUAUCAGACUAAGCCAACUGCUGGUAAAGUUUGACUUCAAUGUAGGAUUAGGGUUUUAUUUUUAUGUCGCAAAAAUGAAACUUAAUAAGGUCUAACCAUUAGACUUGCUGACUGAAUGAGUCAAUCAGCAUUCUAAGCCAUAAUUCCUGUUUUAGAUUUUGCUCUGGAUUGUAUAGAGUUGUACAAGUGUUUUUUCUUUUUUUUUUUGAAGUUGCAGAACUCAGCUUACGCUGACAGUCAGCUAACAGUUAAAUGUAAAACCAUUUUUCAUGUUAACGAAUUAUUAUUAAAGAAGACACAUGUGUUGCCUAUA
Messenger RNA from Orbicella faveolata, 2188 nucleotides. RefSeq names its product leucine-rich melanocyte differentiation-associated protein-like. Lineage: Eukaryota; Metazoa; Cnidaria; Anthozoa; Scleractinia; Merulinidae. The record is from RefSeq and is a predicted model, not a curated record. Gene Ontology annotation, biological process: melanocyte differentiation.